This is a messenger RNA of Puccinia graminis f. sp. tritici CRL 75-36-700-3, 1475 nucleotides long. RefSeq lists its product as uncharacterized. Bases 1 to 1359 code for a protein of 452 amino acids. The transcript has 11 exons. NCBI's taxonomy places the organism in Eukaryota, Fungi, Basidiomycota, Pucciniomycetes, Pucciniales, Pucciniaceae. The record is from RefSeq and is a predicted model, not a curated record.
AUGAGUUUGCUAGAUCUCCCCCUUGCAAUUGUUGCACUGUUGAGCCUUGUUUCCUAUUUAGAAUGUCAACCACAUUUAACACCCCCAAGUACAAGCGACUCAGGUACUAUUCCGUCAAACAUCACGACACCAUCGACAGUAGAUUCCUCCAUAACACCCGAUUUUCGAGAUCCCUGUGCUCAGCUACCGCUCACACCCGACUUGUGGCAGUCUCUGGAUCUCGAUAAUUAUUUGAAGAGCUUUCCCGACGGGGAAAGGUUAUCACUUGAGCUUUUUGCAGAAAAGGCCGGAGCCACCAACUUCGAGUGUGGAAUCGGAAAGAUGUGCGACGCUAAUCAGAUAUGCUUCCCAGUCCGUGGUCGAGAUUGGUAUAUCCUUGUUGCUGCUCAAAAUUGGAAUUCACUUAGCAAUGAAAUUUACCAGGCAAUGACUUUUGCUUUGAGUAUCGUUGGAGGCUUGGCUUCAUCCAUCGUCAAUGAUUACGCGCCAAAAGAACCUGAUAUUAUCAUGAGAGGCAUCCAAUUCUGGGGUAUUUUUGUGGGUAUAUGUGGAAACAUACCCGGCUUUGCCUUUCCAGAGAUAUCCGCCCCUUUUGGGGAUACAUUUUGGCCUGUUUUUCAGAUUGGCACAGGCUUUGCAAGCAAUAUUUUAAACACAUACCAUAACGUAAUUGCUACGCUUCCGGUUGAUGAAAGCUCAAAGACUAUGGAUGUGCAAUAUCUAUUAUCAAAAGCUCAAGCGCAAGUCCAAGCACAGCUCUCAAACUCCAUGAAUCAAAUCAUCUCAGGCGGUAUCAGCACAGACACAGGAUUGUAUGGGGUCCUGAAGGGGGGAAUAUUCCUCAACGACCAAUUCGUCAGUGCGGAACGCUCGGAGGAUGAGAUAAAAGCUGCGAUUUUAGCGGUAGCUCGGGCACGCCUCAUUGCAGCUGUUUGGAAAGCAACUAAUCAUUUCAUAAUACGCGGAUAUAAACCAUGCACUCAAGAUGGACCAAAUGGAGCGUUGCCCGAUGAUGAUGUGUUUUCCUAUUGCAGCCCAGAUGGAAUAAUGAUGAAUGUUGUGCAAUCACACAGAGGAAAAUUGCUUCAAAAAUUUCCAUCAGCACAUUUACUUUCCCCCAAGUACAACCUCACAACUCAGUACUUUGUUGAGCAGUCUUGGAAUUGUCAAGAAAAGUAUGGAAGUUACAAUUAUGAUCCAUAUAAGGGAAAAGAAAUUCCAGCAAGCUUGGAGUCGGACGCUGAAUGCAUUGUUGGCCUGGCAGUUUGUGAUAUGACUCAAAAGGAAAUAAAAAAGGUGGCAAAGAAGAAGGGAAUAGUCAAAGCUUGCCGGGAGGUUGGGAGGCUACCAAAAAUCUAAAGAAGCUUAAUAAAAAAACACUACCCCCUGUUGUGCUGGAUAGUAUUAUAACAGGAAAUACAAUAUUCCAUUUGGAAUCUUCACCAAGAACCAUAUGCACAUGGGAAUAAUUUCUU